Molecule: messenger RNA, 5553 nt
Organism: Triticum aestivum (bread wheat)
Lineage: Eukaryota; Viridiplantae; Streptophyta; Magnoliopsida; Poales; Poaceae
Product: diphthine methyltransferase homolog
Exons: 2
Coding region: 154-1221 (355 amino acids)
Biological process (GO): protein histidyl modification to diphthamide
Cellular component (GO): cytoplasm
Molecular function (GO): diphthine methylesterase activity; protein binding
Source: RefSeq, a predicted model, not a curated record
UAGGAUAGGUUAGUAUGACUAGGUUUGACUGGUGACCAUUGACUCUUUUGCCCCUGCCGCUCAAGCUCAACGAUUUGGGAGCCCUCCACUCUCGCCGCCGCCGCCGGCCGCCGCCGCUGAGGUCUGCAUCCGGGGGAGAGCGAGGGUCUAGCGAUGGAUGUGGGGUCGUGCCACCUCGGCGGCAACGCCGACGCGGUGGAGUUCUGCCCGCACCGCCCCUUCCGCCACAUCCUGGCGGCCGCCACGUACACGCUGCAGGAGCAGGCGGGGGAGGAGGAGCAGCAGCAGCAGCAGGACCGCGCGGGAACCGUGUCGCUCUUCUCCGUCGACGCCGGCGCGGAGGACGAGUCCCGACGGCUCCGGCUGCUCCACACGGUGGAGACCGCCGGCGUCUUCGACAUGAAGUGGAGCCCCACGGCGCCGCUGCUCGCGCAGGCCGACGCCCACGGCCGCCUCGUGCUCCGGCGCCUCGAGCAUGAAGACGGCUCGGACGAAGGUGUCGUUCUCACAGAUGUGGUUGCUGGAAACAUUUCUUCAUCAAUGUGCUUGUAUGUGGACUGGAACCAAAAUGCCGAUUCCCUGGCCGUUGCAUUAUCAGAUGGUUCACUGUCUGUGGUUCCCAUGAGAGAGGACCGCCUGGAGGUAUCAGAACAAUGGACUGCUCAUCAGUAUGAAGUUUGGACAUGUUAUUUCGAUCGUGCAAGACCACACUUGUUGUACAGUGGAUCGGACGACUGCUCUUUCGGUUGCUGGGAUUUGCGGGAAAGCCCAUCGAAUGCCGUGUUUCGGAAUAAGAAGACUCAUACUAUGGGUGUGUGUUGCAUUGCUCAGAACCCAUUGGAGGGGAAUAUGCUACUCACUGGAAGCUAUGAUGAAUUUCUCAGAGUUUGGGACAUGAGAUCAAUGAUGAAACCUGUGAACGAGAAGUCCCUAAAUUUAGGAGGUGGUGUAUGGAGGUUGAAAUAUCAUCCUAAUAUUGCAGAUGUCGUAUUGGCUGCUUGCAUGCACAACGGUUUUGCCAUUGUUAAAGCAGGGGCUGGAGAUGCUACCAUAAUGGAAACAUAUGGCAAGCAUGAGUCCUUAGCAUAUGGUGCAGAUUGGCAGACAAGUGAAGCAGCGGAACAUAACACAAAUUCUUCAGUUAUCGCUACUUGUUCAUUUUAUGACCGCCUUCUCCGUGUGUGGCAACCAGAGAACCUAGUCAACCACCCAACCUCUUAAGGCGUAAAACAUCAUUAUGCCCAGUUGAAGUAUCAAUAUGGCAUGGACCAACCUAUUCCCUGAAUGAACCAAAUUGAUUUCAUUCAGGUAGCUCUUUGAAUUUAUGUUAAUUUAUUUCAAAUGAUGAGCUUAUAGUAGUAUGAUGUCUAAUUUAUAGCUAGGCAUUCACAGUCAUCAGUAUUUGUUGUAAGCUUCCACAAAACUUUGAAGCUAUCUGUUCAUGUUAUUUGAGCACAAACUGUUUUGAAGUUCAUCUGGUGACUGGUGCAUAGAAGUGAUGAUUCAGCAACAAUCUAGACAUCUACCUGGAAGAGCCUCUGACUGAGCUUUUCGCUGGUCAUAAACUAAUAAUUCUGUCUGAAAACUUACAGUAUGCUGUACGCAGUGCUUUCUUAUUUUUCUUUUUGAUCACAUUCUGAUAACGGCUGGAAUGGUUACCGAUUUUACUUUUCCAGUGCAUGCACUGUUGCUUAUAUUAACCUACUGCACAGUAUGGUCAACAUGCUAAUCACGAUUCUUAAAAGUGUUGGAUCAUUGUUUUUCUUGGAUGAAAUAUGAGGUGUUGAGUAGUUGCCACAGCCUCAGCGGGCCAAAACAAGGACAAAAAAGUUGUUAGUUACUUUUCUGAUAAGUUAAAAAUAUAUUGCGGUCUAGUGGAUCUUACUAAGUUACUAGUGACUCAUGAAGCAAUACUCAAACCACGCUUCAGUAGAGCUACUUUAUUCUUUAUCGUUUGCAUUUUCCCAGAAAGUUCUGAGUCCUGCCUUUGUGCUAAUCACACAUGGCUCAGAAGGCAGGACGCAGAACAGAUCAACUGGUCCAGUUUACAGAACUGUUCUGCUCCUAUCGGUGAAAAUAAUGAAGACAUGAGUCAAUUUUGACAUGUACUCCUACAUGACAGUGGUAUAAAUAACUAUGGGUAAUAUUUGAAGAUAACUUCAAAGGAUGCUUCAAUUUGUUUGUGACUUGUUCUGAAUUCAUUAGAGGCAAAUCAUCUACAGUAGAAUGAGAUACCUUGGUAAUAAUGGACAAGAUGAGAUCUGUGUCACUUUGAAUAAGCGGGAAUGCUGGUUGGCAAGUCAGAGAGAUAGAAUAAUUAGAAUCAUAUGGUUUGCUUGGGAUGAUAAGCGAAGAAAGCUCUAAGGUUUCCCUUCCUGCAUCCUUCUAUCUGACACCACUAAGUACUAACUGUGCACUAAUAAGAAUUAUCUGUUUCUACAUCAGGUCACCAAGAAUAGCUGUAUUCCGAACAUGAACAAUAAAGAUAGUCAUGUGUUCAGUCUUAGCUAAGUAACCUUUGAUGUUUUCUGACCUUUUUCCUUAAAAAGGAUUCAAUAGCAACUGUUUGUUUAGGUUAGCUACCAAGGGGACUUGAAUUUUAUUAUGCUAGAAUGGCUUACACUAGCCGGUUUAGUUGUGCUCUUAGGCCUUCGCCUGAUGGCUGACAUGCAGUGGGUAUGUUAAUCUACCCUUUAGCUGAGCCUUAUAGUGUUGUAUUGGAUUCAUCCCACUGAUUUGCACAGAAGCAUCUAGACCCAAGACGAGGCUAUGUGACAACCUAUUGCUUGAAUUUUCAUUGUAGAGAAUCUGAUUUACUGUUUGACAUAAAAUCUCUAGUUUGAUCCUACUCAUCUUUGCAGCCCUGUUGUAUUGAAUUGACAAUAUAGUUGACUUUCCAGACCUUAUCUGCUGAUGUCAUGGCCUCCUUUGGUUUCAUCAUGAAUGGCUAGGGGAUUCUUUGACGUGAAGGGGGUCACCCCUACAUGGCUAAACCUAAUUUAUGGAUUAGUCUGGUAAGAAUACUGUAUCUAUGUUCCAGAGUUUAACUUUCUAAGUAAACACGGGCCGUUAUACAUCUGUUUUACUCUCCUUAUUAAGCAUGAGAAACCUAAUUUCCAACCCUGAACAUGAUAUAUAUUUUUUGAACGGAAAAUUACAGGGGAGGCUCGACAGUACAAAUUUAGUAAAACAAGUACUCCCUCCAAUCCAUAUUACUUGUCGCUGGUUUAGUACAAAGUUGUACGUAGUAAUAUUUGCAAGAGCGGGCUGUACAGGGGGAGGGGGAGAAGAACUGCUAAUCUGGUAAGCCUGCUCAUCCUUCAUUCUGUAAGAGAGAAGGAAAAGGUCUCUUUUACUGAGGAAAGGCCAGGAGGCUAAACUAGGAGGAAUAUUAUGAAAAAAUUCUAGCAUUUCUUUGUUUCCAAAUGUUCCAAGCUGCUACAAGAAAGGCUUCUCUGGAGAGAGGUUUGCUGAGAGGAAGGAGCAAGGUGAAGAUUAAUUGAGGCCCAGCAGCCCCUGCUGAAGGAGCAGUUCCAGAAAAUAUGAUCACGAGUUUCAAGGGUCCCCGAGGUACGUAACACAGCUGGAACCGCCAUUCGUAUGGAAGUUACGUCUUUCAAGCAUAUCUUGACUAUUUAGUCUGUCAUUAAAGAGCAAACAGGCAAAAGCUUUGAGUUUGGCUGAGCAUUUGGAUUUCCACAUCCACGAGGAGAUGCUGUAUAUUUGGUGGCAUAAUAACCAUUCCCCAAUUAGUCAGCUCUACAGCAGCUAUAGGAAUUACCCACAUAACCAUUGGUAAGAAGUGUAAGUAACUUGGUUAAAAACAUAACUCUAGUAUCUACUGCCUGCCUGCCUGGAUUUGAUAGAAUCAACCAGGUACAGCAUGUUCCGUUGGCCAUCGCCAGGUGGUAACCAACCAAUCACUAUGGUGGGAACCACAGACCUUGGUUGUCUCUGACGUCACUGAUUGGUGCAUUUCUGCGAGGGCACUCACUAUGUGCAUCCCUCAGCCAUCUAUUAAAAGAACGAACAUUCAGAAAGUUCGUUGGAUUGCUCCACUUGAUUGCGGCCAACGAUUAAAUCCCACUUUGGUGGAGCAGUGGAGCCCCACGAUUCGUGGUAGUGAUUUCCUUGCUGUCGUACUGGGAGCACUUGUCCACUGAUUAUACGUAGUUGAUUUUUUUUGAGGAUUUUAAUGUGUAUUCAAGGAUGGCCCAGCUGGGACUCGAGAGUGCUAAUCUUACUUGGAAGUUGGAACUGAGAUCUGGUGAUCAUGUCAACUUUAACAGCAUCGAGAUGGGAGACGAUUUAAUUAGAUAGAGGGCUUUCUAGUACUUUACACUCCAGGGUGGGGAAAUGCAGCACUUCGGAUAAGAAUGAAGUAGUGGCUGAAUAGGAAGGCCACAUUGCUCUAGCUCCAUAUUCUUAAAGGCAUAGCUUUAGAGGUGGAGUGUGCUUCUUCAGCUUUUUGUAAAGGCUUUUAGGCUACCUCUAUAUUUUAUAGUACAUUCAGCCCACAUGAUCAGUUCCUGAAUUUCAUUUUGUUGGGAAAUAUCGCUUGCUGAAAGUACUGCUUGGUGAGGAAGGACCUACAUAACUGACAUUUUUAUGAGAAAACACAACUGGUAAAUUAGAGGUGCUAUUGGAUAAAACUGAAAAGGCUAAUGUCAAUGGAAUUAUGGGACAAGGAGCGAAGACCAAAUGACAAAUCAAGGAGAUAAUGAGGUAAAAAUCUGUACCUUGUGAAAAGAGAUGCUCACGAAGUUUACCGGUCUAGAUGCCCUGGAAUUGGAUGUUGAUCGCAACUGCUGCCUUACCUUUCUUACAAUAUAGGUUUAACAUUGUUCUCGUGAGUAAAUAAAUUGUUUUUGUUAACAGUGGGUCUGGGAGUGGAAUGGGAAUUUCUCUAGAGAGAGAAUGUAGAUGAAAUUGACAUGUAGCGGGGCAACAACGACAUCAUUGUGAAUCCCAGCAAUUGAGCACUCGACACAGUAAAGUUUAGUUUACUCUCACUGUCCUUUCUCCAAUAAUGCAUUGUACGCUGGCCAAUUUAAAAUGCCACCUUGCAGAUUCUUGGUCCUUGCACUAUGAUUUACCUGGCAAAGCACCUGCAGACAUCAGCAUCCUCACGAGCAUAUAAGGCAACCCUUCCCUCUUCUCUUGUCCACAGCCCCUACCGACUAUGGAAGGCGCAUGGCUCGAGCAUCUACAUGGCUCUUGAGAGCGGAAGCAGGGUCGGGAUGAACCGCAGAGCUGAGCCCUCCUGCGCAGGAAGCGCUCCAGCUUUGCGGUGCCUCUCCUGACCUCCCAGGUGGUCGCCUGAGGUACGCAAGAAUCGGCAAGUCACAAAACGGCAAUGGUGAACUCCGGCAGGAGUCCACCCCCCUUUUAUCCUUUUCUCUCCAUUCAGUUGUAUCAGGUGGAACUCGAAUAAUCGGAAGUCUCCGUGUGUGAUGAAUCAAUGGAUGCUUCAAGUCCAUGUCUUUUUUUCUCUUUAUUAUGUGUACUCUGGAAACACUACUAUAAAUGGCUCAUGUUCAUCUAGCAAAACCA